This is a messenger RNA of Sesamum indicum (sesame), 2828 nucleotides long. It is a transcript of the gene NTMC2T5.2, whose product is annotated as Calcium-dependent lipid-binding (CaLB domain) family protein. The record is from RefSeq and is a predicted model, not a curated record. Lineage: Eukaryota; Viridiplantae; Streptophyta; Magnoliopsida; Lamiales; Pedaliaceae. Gene Ontology annotation, molecular function: lipid binding.
UCGUUUUUGUGUCCCCAGAUUUUUGGUUUGGAGUUGAAACCCUGUCCUUGAAUUUGAUCAUUUUUCAUCCCAAAAUCAGAACCCAACUCAAAUUCGUGAACUACAAUCAAAACUUUUUCUAUAUCCUACCCUACCCUUCUUUGUCAUCUUCUUCUUCUCACAAUCAUCGUCCUUUGGGCUGAAUUUGUUGUCAGAGAAAUUCUCUCUCCUCGCCAUUGAAGCUGUAGUCUUGCUUGAAGGCAGACAAAGGAAAGAGAAGCAGAAGCAGUGGAAUUUCUGGUGGUUCUUCUGAAUUGAUUCAUGCUUCCGAGUAAUUCUUCUUCUUGUUGUCCAUAUCGGCUGCCCAUAUUUUAAUGGUUUUGCAGUCGGCUUCCAAUACUUCACCCCUUUUCAGCUUGUGCCCUUGUGCUGCUAAUCCUCUUCUUCUUCAAUUCCGCCGCAGAAAGAGAGGAGUUAUAGUUAGAAAUGUGAGAUGGGCUCUGCUUAAAGCUCAGGCCUGCAUCAAUGGCGGAAAUCCACAACAUAAUUUCAGUGCCGCCGCCGGAAGGGGCGCCAAAAGCAUAGUUUUGAAGCGAUUUUCAGAUGAAGAAGAGUUCGAUUAUGCUGCUUCAUCUGGUCUGAAUACUAGCAGUAGUAACUAUUAUAGUACCAAUUUUGGGGAAGAUCCUAUAGUAGAUAAGCUGAGGAAUCAGCUGGGUGUCAUCCAUCCCAUUCCCUCUCCUCCAAUAAAUCGGAAUAUUUUCGGUCUUUUUGCUUUCUUUUUUUUCGUGGGUGUUGUAUUCGAUAAGCUGUGGACGUCGAGAAAGAAGAAUGCAAGAAGUAGCGAGAGUAAGCCGGGGAGUUGGCUGCAGGUGCCCACUAGCCUGUCCUUGUUUCUUGAGAAGGAUUUGCAGAGGAAAGAGUCAGUGGAGUGGGUGAACAUGGUGUUGGGGAAGCUGUGGAAGGUGUACAGGGGUGGGAUUGAGAAUUGGAUCAUUGGAUUACUGCAGCCUGUGAUUGACAAUCUCAAGAAACCAGAUUAUGUGCAGAGGGUUGAGAUCAAGCAGUUCUCAUUGGGGGAUGAGCCAUUGUCCGUCAGGAGUGUCGAGCGCAGAACUUCUCGUCGUGCUAAUGACUUGCAAUACCAGAUAGGCCUCCGCUACACCGGUGGUGCACGUAUGCUCCUACUUUUGUCUCUUAAAUUCAGCAUUCUUCCCAUCGUUGUACCAGUGGGUGUGCGAGACUUUGAUAUUGAUGGGGAACUUUGGGUCAAAUUGCGACUGAUACCAACAGAGCCGUGGGUGGGAGCUGUCUCCUGGGCCUUUGUUUCUCUUCCAAAGAUAAAGUUUGAGCUAUCACCAUUCCGCUUGUUCAAUCUAAUGGCAAUACCUGUUCUCUCAAUGUUUCUGACAAAACUUCUCACCGAGGAUUUGCCUAAGCUAUUCGUGCGUCCAAAAAAAAUAGUUCUAGAUUUUCAGAAGGGAAAAGCUGUUGGACCUGUUCCUAAAGAUUCUAAAUCUGGAGAAAUCCAAGAGGGAAAUAAUGACUUUGCCGGAGAAUUGUCCGUGACUCUUUUAGAUGCACGAAAACUCAGUUAUGUAUUCUAUGGUAAAACGGAUCCAUAUGUUAUUCUAAGAUUGGGAGAUCAAGUAAUUCGUAGUAAAAGAAACAGUCAAACUACUGUUAUUGGACCUCCUGGUGAGCCAAUCUGGAAUCAGGAUUUUCACAUGUUAGUUGCUGACCCUAGGAAAGAAACAUUGUACAUUGAGGUAAAGGAUUCUCUGGGAUUCACGGACUUGACUGUAGGUACUGCAGAGGUUGAUCUUGGAUCUCUAAAAGACACUGUUCCAGCAGACAGGAUAGUGGUACUUAGAGGAGGUUGGACCCUGUUCGGAAAUGCAACAGCUGGAGAAAUCCUCUUGCGUCUGACAUACAAAGCAUAUGUUGAGGAUGAAGAAGAUGAUAGGUCUGAGAAAGUAUCUUCAUCUGAGGAUGAAUUGUCUGAUUCUGAUGAACCGAAUGUCACAACUUCUGAGCAGCGUGGAAAGGAAAACAUUAUUGAAUCAGAUAACGAAUCUUUCAUGGAUGUUUUAGCAGCAUUGUUGGUAAGUGAGGAAUUUCGAGGUAUAGUGGCAUCCGAAACAGUGAAUACCAAGUCUUCAGAUGCUGGGAUGAAUGCCAGUGCCUCUGAACCAGAUCUGCUUACUGUUGGAUCCAGACAGCAAAUUUCUGAAAAGGACUCUGGUAGUUCUCAAGGAACAACUUUGUUUUGGCUUGCUAUCAUUACAAGUAUCUCAGUCCUUAUAGCUAUCAACAUGGGUGGUUCAAGUUUGUUCAAUCCUUGACAUGAUGAGGCAACAAUGGAAGCUCUAUUUAACGCCUUCUCAUUAUUCUUUGUGAGUACACAUUAUGUUUCCAAGGAAAUGAAAUCAACUGCCAGCAGUUUUUCUAUCUCCGGCGGAUUGCACUUAUCUUGGAGCAGAGAAGCUUCACAAAGAAUAGUAGAUAGUGAAAGGUGCAUACAGUCUUUGCUAAUUACUUGUUAUUUAGGUGGAGAAAGCGUUAAUCUUUGGCGCCAAAAUUUUGAGUCUUCCCUGUAGCUUACGAAAUGAACACUGUAUAUCAAUAAUUGUGUAUAAAGCACCCACAUACAUUCUUACUUUUCAUUUUGUUCAUACUAAACAAGUGAUGAAUUAGUUGUGGACGCAUUUGAGAAUUUUCAUCUUUUUUCUGAGCUCAAAUAAUAGUGGUUUGCUGUUUUUGCAGUUGCCAAAUUCGUAUUGUAUUUCUCCAAGUUGUAAUCUCCCUAUGGGAAGAGCAAAUAAUGCAACCUCUAUUAUUACGUGAGA